Molecule: messenger RNA, 3343 nt
Organism: Phlebotomus argentipes
Lineage: Eukaryota; Metazoa; Arthropoda; Insecta; Diptera; Psychodidae
Gene: nkd
Product: protein naked cuticle
Exons: 5
Coding region: 1129-3333 (734 amino acids)
Biological process (GO): negative regulation of Wnt signaling pathway
Cellular component (GO): cytoplasm
Molecular function (GO): calcium ion binding
Source: RefSeq, a predicted model, not a curated record
AGUCGGAUGAGCAGAAGGCAUUCAGUCGGUUUGCUCCGGAGGUGGUUCAAAGUGAGAACGAAACUCUUGUGAAUUUUAUUCGCCUUCCUCUAUUUACGCUGUUAACCCUCGAAAUAGUGUUUCGCCCCCUCGCGCAAAUAUUUCUGUGCCAACAGCGAUACAUUCAUUGAUUUUCGACACUCUCUGUCCGUUUAUGAGCAUAUUUGACAGGGAGUUUUGCUCUAUAUAUACACACUUUUUCACCGAGUCUAUACAGUGAGUGGGAAAAAAGAGAAGCAGUGAGGAAGAGAAGAAAAAAAAAAACGAGGAAUUUUCUUCGGUGUGAUUCUCUCAUUGAUAUUUGUGUAUUUUUAUUAAUGUGUCAAGUGAAGGCUGAAAGUGCGAUACAGAAGAAAGAGAGCAAAAUAUAGAUCAAAAACUGAAAUUCAUUGAAGGAAAAUUGUGAAUCGCAAGGGAGAAAAAAGAAACAUAUUGCCACAAGUGUGAGGAAACUAUUUGGAAAGCAAGAAAAAGAAAGUCCCCCGUGAAAAGACUGUUUCUGAUAAAAUUUUGAUAGUGCGCUUUAUAUUUUUUUUUAUAAAUGAAAACUUCAUAUGCCACGCGUUUUAUUUUGUGUGUGGAAUGUUGUGACCUAUUUCUGCCCAUUUCUAUUUUCACAUUCAAUUUCAUCUUAUUUUUUGAUUGAGUUUCUAUCUCCCGUCUAUCUCGCUCACCCACACUGUCUGCAUCAGAGGCGAGUUUGACAGAUUGUGUGUUUACUCAGUGCGGAAUAUCUAUAUCGUGGAAAGAAGAAAAUCACUUUGGAAAAAUACUUGUGAGUGUAUCUCGUGAAGAAAAAGAUACUCCUCAACUCCACGCCUCUAACAAGAGACUUGCGGCGUGAGUAAAAAAAUAAUUUGAGAAGUGGCGUGGAGAAAAUAUUUAUGAAAAGAAACAGAAGGAGAGAAAAAUGAUAAUAAAUGUGAAUGUGUAUAUAAGAGAGAGAGAAUUUCCAUGGGAGCAGCAAUGAGGAACUGAUACGGGACCAAUUUCAAUAGAUCACGUUCCCAAUACAUCCAGCGCAUCGCAUCAUCAAAAACAAACACACCGUCUUUUAGGAAAAACAAGCACCAAACACAUAUAUACAAAAUGGCGGGAAACUUGAUGAAAUGGUGGCGGCACAAAAUCUUGGGAGGCUACAAACAAUUUUCAGUUCUUCAAGAGAGUGCAACGGAUUCUGAGGAGUUGAUCUACCCCAUGAGGGCACCGUCCUCAUGCAGCGCCCCGCCGGACUUGCUGCUCACGAGUGAUCGUGAACCGAUCACCAGUGGCUUAAUGACAUCCACACCAAAUCACCACAUAUCAACGACUCACCAGCAGUCACUCAAGAUGACAAAUCGGCGGGAAUCGUCGCCGGCCAAUGUCACCUCCGCCGCAGUCGGUGGGAGUCACAAGAAUCAUCAGAAGGCGCCGCCACCGUCCGUCUCAAAGUCCGCCGAAGACGAUCGUGUUCAUCUCGAGGAAUUCCACUGUGACGUGUCACUGGAGCACCAGGGAAAGACCCCACAGCCCGUGCAGUUCUCCUUCACACUGUACGACCUCGAUGGGCACGGCAAGAUCACCAAAGACGACAUCGCGGGCAUCGUGUCGACGAUCUACGAGAGUCUGGGCAAGAGCAUCGUCGUGCCUCACUAUGGCAGCAAGACCAUCAAUGUGCGCCUCACCGUGUCACCGGAUGCCAAGGUGAAGACACCCACGAAGAAGGCGGCCCUUAUCAACUCACGAAGGAGAUACAGACCGCGGAAGCUCCUAUCGGACGACGAAGGCAGUGACACCUCGCACGACAACGUGCCAAUCAAGUUGAGUCCAAAGACAACGAAUGCCAGAAGCAAGAGUCAUUGUUCACACCAUCAGCAUCAGCAGCAGCAGCAGCAGCCACAGAAACUCACCAAGGAGACCAACAAUCCACCGAAAGACUGUUCCACAACGGACUCCGCACCGGAGCAAAAUGCGCCCAAAGCGCCGAUCGCAUGUGAGGAGCCGCCACAUCUUUACGAGAGCAUCAACAAUCUCAAGUGGUGCUCCAAGGCCAAUAACUUGCAACAGCAGGGCAACAAUAAUAACCCCAUCGCCAAGAAGCCUCCAAACUGCUUGGAGAUCCUGGACAAUAAGCUCGUGGAGAAUGAGGCCAACAACGAAUGCGGAGGAUUCUGCAGGGAGUGUUCUCUCGUGGAGCGAUAUAACCUCGAGGGAAUGCCAGUGGUGAAGCAGAGAAGACGUGUUCUGCGGAAAUCACGAUCGCGAAAGCACAAGGGCGAAGGAGCCUCUCGAGUGCGGAGCCUCUCAGUGGGAAACGAGAAUUGCUUGAUCAGCCGCGAAAAGAGUGAAGAGGAGUGCUGGGAGAGUUCACUCAGGCGAAGGGAGUUAAUUGAGAUCAUCCGGAAGAGCAUGGAGAAGAAUCGCCUGUGUUUUCAGGGAAAUAGAAAACCCACAAUCGACAGCCCGCGGUAUCGCCAUCGAUCGCAUACGAUGAAUGGUCAGUGUGGCGAAGUUGGAGCGCCCACGAGACUGGAAAACUCCCCGGCAGUCUCACCAGACAUCGUACCCACGAAUCUCUGCGGCUACGACUCCUUUCUCCACGCCACCAUCUGCUCCAAUCUCAACAACAACAUCCAACUCACGCCCAGUGCGGUGCCCAUGGCAGCGAUAAAUCUCGCCGGAGUGACGCCCGUGAGGAAUCAUAGUAGCCGCAUGCUGCGGAAUCGUGCCCUGCGGCAGCACGAGUCGGUGAGAGCGGGAAACCCAAUGGGAUACAUGCGUCUGCAGGCGUCCACGAAGACAGCCAACACUGCGACACCCAAAGUGGCCAACAACAAGGGUGUGGAGAGCAAGAAGCUCAUCUCCAGUGACUCCCACGCGAUCAAAGGGAAGACUAAGGCACGUGUGGGACGCUUGCAGCGCUCGAAGAGCAAGGAGGAGCUCUUCACCUGUCGCGACAGCACUGCCAAGAUCGAGGACAUCCUCAAUGCCGAUGUGUUUCUCGACAAACUCAAGAUCACCGAGGAGGUGGCAGAGAAGUCAGUGGAGUCCCCGCGCAAGAGUGUGGCCAAGAGGCCACUCAAGAGUCCCACCAAUCAGGCAAAGAGCCCCACGAAGGGCCUCCUCAUGGAGUACGCGUCGAUUCCCGUGAGCGCCGAUCCGGCAGAGUGCGAGAACCUGCUCAAAACUCCUGUCUCGGAUGGCGACGAGACAAAGAUCGCCGAUCCCUCAUCCACUGUGCAUCGGUACGUGGUGCACGAGCACAUCCAUCAUCACUACCAUCACUUCGAGGGGAACACCAGCCCCAAGGCAUGAGCCCUGGACA